Molecule: messenger RNA, 13639 nt
Organism: Anolis sagrei ordinatus
Lineage: Eukaryota; Metazoa; Chordata; Lepidosauria; Squamata; Anolidae
Source: RefSeq, a predicted model, not a curated record
ACCCAAGGUUCUAUUGACAUCAUGCCUCUGGAUGGAGAUGGAGAUGGAGAUAAAAGGAGGAUCUUUAUUUCAGCCACUGUAGCAAACUAUUUUGGGCUUUCGUCAUAUACAAGCCUUGCCCCUCUUUCUUCAAGUCUUGAACUGGGCAACUUCUUGGAUGAUGGCAAUGAAUUUCUUUUAUGUGUACAGCACUCACACGAUCAGAUUCUUGUCUCCAACAAGGUUGAAGCUGGCAAUUCAGAAGAUAAGAUGUUGGUAUUCUUCAAGCUACGGCCAGAUAUUAUCACAGAGGAUAACCUUCAUAGCAAUAUCCUUGUAUCAUCUAUGUUAGAUUCUCCUGUCAAUAUGCUUUAUCAAGCAUUGCGGCAGGUAUUUGCACCAGUGUUGUUGAAGGAUGAGAAAUGGAGCAAAGAUUUUGAUCCUAAACUCCAGAAUCUUUUACGGGAGUUGGAGGCUGGCUUAGGUUCUGUUUUGAGGAGGACGGAUGCUUCUUAUACAGGCAACAAAUACAAGGAAGAUGAUGUUCAAGCAAUACUUUCUCCCAAUGAUGAGUUUCAAUUUUGGACAGAGCGUGCUCAACGUGGAAGCAAGUCAUCUAGCAAGGAGAGAGCCUUGCAUUUUAAAGAUCUCUUUGAAGCCAUCACAUAUGAUUAUUGCAAUUUGGACAGUCUAUCUUUAUUUGAGGUGGUGGAUUUAGUGGAGACGACACGAGAUACUGUUGAUGAUGUAUGGAGACAAACUGAGCAUGAACCUUUUCCACAGCAGCGCAUGCAAAAUCUUUUAGAUGUCAUAGCUGGAUCUCUCGGAAGGUUUGUCCAGAAGAAGCUGGGAACCUUUAAUCUUUGGGAGGAUUCCUUUCACAUUGUGAAAGAAAACCUGAAAGCUGGUAUCACAAUUUGUGAACAGUGGAUAUCAGCCUGUGACCAUCUUACAGGACAGCUGUGGCAGCGUUACACUCCACAUUUGUGGCAAGCUGAAAAAUACAUUCCUGAAGCUCUAGGCAAGCUCAGUAAACGCCUCGAAGAGGUGCUAUCCAUUAGAACACUUCAUGAGAAACUGACCUAUUUUUUGCCAACUGGUGAACAGCAGGCACUCCACCUCGCCCAAGUGUUUGAGCCUUUUGCUGGUUUGAAUCCUGUGCAUUAUAAUCCUUAUACAGAGCCAUUGUGGAAAGCAGCUGUGCGCCAGUAUGAACGAAUUAUUGCUCCGGCUGAACAAAAAAUAGCAAGCAAAAUGAAAAUAUUUAUUUCAGAAAUUCAAGAUAGCCCACAGCAGCUACUUCAGGCAUUUCAGAAAUAUAAGGAGUUAGUAAGACGUCCAAGCAUUAGCAAAGAAUUGCUUUUAGAAAGAGAAACAUUACUGGCAAAACUUCAAGACUCAAUCAAAGAUUAUCAGGCAGACUUCGAGACACGUUGUCAUGGCACUCCGGGGGAUGCAUCAGGGCCACUUUCUGGCAAAAAUCUUUCUGAAGUGGUAAACAAUAUUGUUUGGGUGCGACAGCUACAAUUAAAGGUUGAUGAUGCCAUUAAGAUUGCAGAGGCCCUUCUUUCAGAUCUGUCUGGAUUUCAGAAUUUCCGACGAACUGCCGAUGAGCUUCUAGAGCAAUUUAAAGUAUAUGAGCAAGAACAAUUUGAUGACUGGUCAAGGGAAAUUCAGUCAAGUUUAUCAAACCCAAAGUCUGGCAUUUGCAUACAGGCCAGCAGUCCCGUUAUGGAACUUGACCAUUCUGAUGGAGCAUUAAAAAUACAUUAUUCAGAUCGUUUGGUGACCCUCCUGAGAGAAGUGCGUCAGCUAUCUGCCCUUGGCUUUGUUAUUCCUGCAAAAAUACAGCAAGCUACAAAUACUGCACAAAAAUUCUGCAAACAAGCAGUGAUUCUUAAACAGGUGGCACAUUUUUACAACAGUAUUGAUCAGCAAAUGAUUCCAAGCCAGAAACCAAUGAUGCUACAGUCUGCUUUAGCGUUUGAGCAGAUAAUUAAACAUUCAAAAGCUGAAGGACAGAUAACAUGGGACAACCCUAAAGAGCUAGAAGCAUAUAUCAAGAAGCUUCAAAAUGCAGCAGAACGGCUUGCCACAGAAAAUAGAAAGUUGAGGAAAUGGCACACUAAUUUUACAGAAAAGGUGGUUGGCCUGAUGAAUAUUGAUCUGCUUCGGCAACAGCAGCGCUGGAAAGAUGGCUUGCAGGAACUCCGAGGAGUUUUUUCCACCCUUGAGACACAGGGCUUCCAUUCACAUGAUAUGAAGGCAUGGAGACAACACUGGAACCAUCAACUGUACAAAGCUCUGGAACAUCAGUAUCAAAUGGGAUUGGAGGCACUGAAUGAAAAUUUGCCAGAAAUAAACAUUGAUCUAACUUACAAGCAAGGGAGACUACAAUUUAAGCCUCCUUUUGAAGAAGUACGAGCAAGAUAUUACAGAGAAAUGAAGAGAUUCAUCUCUAUUCCUAACCAGUUUAAAGGUGUGAGUGAGACAGAUGAAGAGUCCAUUUUUUGUGUCAUGACUGAACGAAAUGCAAGUGGAUUUCUCACCACUUUCAGUAAAGCAGAGGAUCUAUUCCGAAGACUGGCAGAGGUUGCAGACCAAUUCAAGGAUUGGGUUAUAAUUGGACAAGUGGAUAUGGAAGCUCUAGUGGAGAAUCAUCUUUUCAAUGAACAAGACUGGGAAAAAAAUUUCAAAGCCCUAAAAGUGAGAGGAAAAGAAGUGGAACGCCUUCCAAGCACUGUGAAAGUAGAUUGCAUAAUAGUAAACUGCAACCCUGUGAAGUCUGUGAUCGACGAUCUUAUCCAGAAGUUGUAUGAUACUCUUGUGAUGUCUCUAAGAAAGUCCAUACAAGCUCAUUUACAUGAUAUUAAUUCAUUUCUCAAUGAUGCCAUGAAAAUUUUGGUAACAAGACCCCAAACUGUGGAUGAAAUCACAGAAGAUAAUUUGAAAUAUAAAACCCUGAAAGAAAAAAAAGGAGAGGUUUUUUCCUUCUUUCAAGAAGCAGAAGGUAAAAACAAGCUUCUGAGGACUGUAGCUGGUGGGGGCAUUGAAACAAUCGGCAAUCUAAGAGCUACAUGGGAUAAAUUUGAAUUAAUGAUGGAGAGUCAUCAGCUUAUGGUUAAAGAGCAGAUUGAAGUGAUGAAAGGUAAUGUGAUGUCACGUGUGAAUACCUACCUUCAAGAACUGGAGAAAUUUAAAGCUCGUUGGGACCAGUUAAAACCUAGUGAUGAUAUCAUUGAAAGUGGACAUCAUGAUCUGCUGCAGAAAAGUGCUGAGACUAUAAAGGAAAAGAAAAUUGAGUUUGAUGAACUUGAAGAUACAAAACAAAAAUUAAUAAAUGACUGCCGCCACUUUGAAUUGGAAGAGCCUGAUUUCGCUUUAGCCAAUGAAAUCCACAGAGACAUUGAUUCUUGUUCAGAAGUCUGGGCUCUAUAUGAAGAAUUUCAGGAAGGUUUUCAAGAAAAGGCCAAUGAAGACUGGAUUACAUUUAGGAGCAAGACCUACCUCUUUGAAGAAUUCCUGUUGAACUGGCAUGACAAAUUAAGGAAGAUAGAGGAACACACAAUUAUGACUGCGAAACUGCAAAAAGAAGUUGACAAAUAUAAGAUGACACUUCCUGUUUUGAAAUAUGUCAGAGGUGAGCAUUUGUCACCAGAUCAUUGGUUGGACCUCUUUCGUAUUCUUGGUCUUCCUAGAGGUACUAGUCUAGAGCGACUCGUGUUGGGAGACCUCCUCAAAGUAGCAGAUAUCAUUGUGGAAAAAGCAGCAGAACUUAAGGAUUUGAACAGUCGUGCCCAUGGUGAAGUUACCAUCAGAGAGGCCUUACGUGAGCUUGAGCUUUGGGGAGUUGGAGCAGUCUUCAUGUUGACAGAUUAUGAAGAUAGCCAUGGCCGAAUGAUCAAAUUGAUCAAGGACUGGAAAGACAUAGUCAACCAGGUUGGUGACAAUCGCUGCCUCCUUCAGUCACUAAAGGACUCUCCAUAUUACAAAGGAUUUCAAGAUAAAGUUUCUGUGUGGGAGAGAAAACUUGCUGAACUGGAUGAGUAUCUACAGAAUUUAAACCAAAUUCAGAGGAAAUGGGUCUAUCUGGAACCCAUUUUUGGCCGUGGAGCUUUACCUAAGGAACAAGCACGCUUCAACAGAGUAGAUGAAGAUUUCAGAUCAAUAUUGAUGGACAUCAAGCUAGACAACCGCAUAAUAUCAUUGAAUCUUCGAGCAGGAAUAAGAAAUGCCUUGAUAACUAUUCUCGACCAGCUUCAGAGGUGUCAAAAAUCCUUAAAUGAAUUCUUGGAGGAAAAACGUUCUGCGUUCCCUCGAUUCUAUUUCAUUGGGGAUGAUGAUCUUUUGGAAAUCUUGGGGCAGUCCACUAAUCCAUUAGUUAUUCAGUCUCACUUGAAGAAGCUUUUUGCUGGAAUCCACAGUGUGAGCUUUGAUGAAGAUUUUAAACACAUCAUUGCAAUGAAAUCUUUAGAAGGUGAAAUUGUACCUUUUAAAAAUAAAAUCCUUUUGUCCAAUGAUGUUGAGGUUUGGCUACACAAACUGUCAUUAGAAAUGAAGGAGACAUUGAAACAACUAUUGAUUGACUGUGUAACUGUUGGAAAAAAAUCACAAGGGUCGAUUGAUCCGUCACUUUUUCCUUCUCAGAUUCUUUGUUUAGCUGAGCAAAUUCAGUUCACAGAAGAUGUUGAAUAUGCAAUUAAGGAAUGCAAUUUGCAACAGAUAGAAUUAGAACUAAUGGCUAAAUUAGAACAUUAUACCAGCAUAGACACCAAUACAGAAGAUUCAAGUAAUGCAGAGACUGGAAUUCUUGAGCUGAAGCUUAAAGCUCUUAUUCUUGAUGUUAUUCAUAACAUUGAUAUCGUACAACAACUAAAUGAGGCCCAGACCAACAGUGUAGAUGACUGGGCUUGGAAGAAACAACUCAGAUUUUAUCUUAAAGAUAAAAAAUGUUACAUUCAAAUGGUGGAUGCUGAACUGCAGUACACAUAUGAAUAUCAGGGUAAUUCUCCAAAGCUUGUUUACACACCACUGACUGACAAAUGUUACCUCACGCUUACACAAGCUAUGAAGAUGGGCCUUGGAGGAAAUCCUUAUGGUCCUGCUGGUACUGGGAAAACAGAAUCUGUAAAGGCUCUUGGAGGUUUGCUUGGAAGACAAGUUUUGGUUUUUAAUUGCGAUGAAGGCAUCGAUGUGAAAUCAAUGGGGAGAAUCUUUGUUGGUUUGGUGAAAUGUGGAGCCUGGGGCUGUUUUGAUGAGUUUAAUCGCCUGGAGGAAGCUGUGCUCUCUGCUGUAUCUAUGCAAAUCCAGACGAUUCAGCAUGCUCUGAAGAAACACCGACCUGUGUGUGAAUUGCUUGGAAAGGAGGUUGAUAUGGAUCAUAAUUCUGGAAUUUUUAUCACCAUGAACCCUGCUGGAAAGGGCUAUGGAGGCAGACAGAAAUUGCCUGACAAUCUCAAACAACUUUUUAGGCCUGUUGCUAUGACCCGUCCUGAUAAUGAGCUCAUUGCAGAAGUUAUUUUGUAUUCAGAAGGUUUUAAAGAUGCUAAACCUCUGGGAAGAAAAUUAGUAGACAUCUUUAAUUUAGCAAGGGAGCUCAUGACACCUCAACAGCAUUAUGAUUGGGGCUUGCGAGCGCUGAAGACUGUUCUGAGAGGAUGCGGUAAUCUUCUUCGUCAGCUGAAAAAAAAUGGAAUAAAAGAGAAAGUUAAUGAAAGUCAUAUUGUGGUCCAAGCUUUGCGACUUAAUACCAUGUCAAAACUGACAUUUGCAGAUUGUGCACGAUUUGAUGCAUUGGUAAAAGAUGUCUUCCCUGGUAUUGAUUUUAAGGAUGUAGAUUAUGCUGAGCUAAACAGUGCUUUAGAAGAAGCUUUUGAGGAGGCUAAUUUAGAAAUCAUAUCUACCCAGGUUAAGAAGGUUUUGGAAUUGUAUGAACAACUACGUCAGAGAAUGGGAGUAGUUAUUGUAGGCCCAAGUGGGGCAGGCAAAUCAACUCUCUGGCGUAUGUUAAGGGCUGCACUUGGAAAAAUUGGGAAAGUAGUGAAACAAUAUACCAUGAAUCCCAAAGCUAUGCCUCGCCGUCAGUUGCUGGGACAUAUUGAUAUGGACACCAGAGAGUGGUCAGAUGGUGUACUGACAAACAGUGCUCGGCAAGUAGUACGAGAACCUCCAGAUGUUACUUCGUGGAUAAUCUGUGAUGGUGAUAUUGACCCUGAGUGGAUCGAAUCUUUGAAUUCUGUCCUUGAUGACAACCGUUUGCUUACUAUGCCCAGUGGUGAAAGAAUUCAGUUUGGCCCAAAUGUCAAUUUUAUCUUUGAAACACAUGACUUGAGUUGUGCUUCUCCUGCCACAAUAUCUCGAAUGGGAAUGAUUUUUCUAAGUGAUGAAGAUACCGAUCUGAAUUCCCUGAUAAAAUCUUGGCUUAGAAAUCAAAAUGAAGAAUGCAGACAGAAUCUUGAAAACUGGAUUGGAGAUUAUUUCGAAAAAGCUUUGAACUGGGUCCUAAAACAGAACGACUAUGUGAUAGAAACAAGUUUGGUUGGAACAGUGAUGAACGGACUAUCUCAUCUCCACGGAUGCACUGAACGUGGGCAGUUCAUAAUUAGUCUGAUAAGAGGGCUUGGUGGAAAUCUCAACAUGAAAUCACGGCAGGAAUUUACAAAAGAGGUUUUUACUUGGGCACGAGAGUCUCCACCAAAUCCAAAUAAACCAUUGGACACCUAUUUUGAUCCAGAUACACAGCAUCUGAUGUCAUACUUGCUCAAGAAGCCUGAAAACCUGACUGCUGAUGAUUUCAGCAAUACUCAGACUCUUCCAGUCAUCCAAACACCUGAUAUGCAAAGAGGCUUAGAUUACUUUAAGCCAUGGCUAGGCUUUGAUAGUAAACAACCAUUUCUUCUUGUUGGGCCUGAAGGAUGUGGAAAAGGAAUGCUUCUUCGAUAUGCCUUUUCUCAGCUUCGGUCUACUCAGAUUGCCACAGUUCACUGCAGUGCGCAGACAACAUCCCGGCAUCUUCUGCAAAAAUUAAGCCAAACCUGCUUAGUGAUCAGCACCAAUGUGGGGCGAGUGUACAGACCGAAGGAUUGUGAAAGGCUGGUUUUAUACUUAAAGGAUAUCAAUUUACCCAAGCCUGAUAAAUGGGGAACUAGCACACUUGUGGCUUUCCUGCAACAGGUGCUUACAUAUCAGGGAUUUUAUGAUGAAAAUCUUGAAUGGGUUGGAUUAGAAAACAUCCAGAUUGUGGCUUCUAUGUCUGCUGGAGGAACUUUGGGAAAGCAUAAACUCACCUCCAGGUUUACCUCUAUUGUUCGUCUUUGUGCAAUUGAUUAUCCAGAGAGAGAUCAACUACAAACAAUUUAUAGUGCGUAUUUAGAACCUGUUCUGCACAAGAACUUAAAGGAUCAUCCUGCUUGGGGUUCCUUAGCAAAAAUUCAUCAGUUGGCAGGAUCUAUGGUUCAAGUAUAUGAACAGAUUCGUGCCAAAUUCACAGUUGAUGACCACAGUCACUACCUCUUUACACCCUGCAUUCUUACUCAGUGGGUUCUAGGCUUGUUCAGAUAUGAUUUAGCAGGAGGGGCUUCAACAAACACUAUAGAUACUGUAUUGGAAAUUGUUGCUUAUGAGGCGCGCCGUCUCUUCCGUGACAAAAUUGUUGGAACCAAGGAACUUUAUGCGUUCGAUAAUAUUUUAAUGAAAGUAUUCCAAGGAGAUUGGGGAUCUGAUGUUUUGGACAAUAUGGCAGAUAGUUUUUAUGUAACAUGGGGAGCUCGUCAUGAAUUGGGAACUGUUAUGGCACCAGGACAAACACUGCCACCCCAUGGAAGGCCACUUGGUAAACUUCACUCAGCAGACUUGAAAGACGUCAUCAGAAAGGGCAUUAUUCACUAUGGGCGAGAUAACCGUGAAAUAGAAAUGUUGCUUUUCCCAGAGGUCCUUGAUUAUGUAUCCAGAAUCGACAGAGUCCUGAGUUUUCCUGGAGGGUCCCUUCUGUUAGCAGGGCAUAGUGGAGUGGGCCGCCGGACUGUGACAUCUUUAGUGAGCCACAUGCACGGGGCAGUUCUGAUAACUCCCAAGAUUUCCAGAGGCUAUGAAACGAAACAAUUCAAAAACGAUCUCAAACAUGUAAUGCAGCUCACAGGAAUUGAAGCACAGCAUGUUGUGUUGCUGCUUGAGGACUAUCAAUUUGUCCAGCCCACAUUUCUUGAGAUGGUUAACAGCUUGCUCUCUUCAGGUGAGGUUCCUGGAUUGUACACAACAGAAGAAUUAGAGCCUCUCCUAUCCCCUCUGAAAGAUCAAGCAUCACAAGAUGGAUUUACUGGACCUGUUUUCAACUAUUUCACUUACAGAAUCCAGCAGAAUCUUCAUGUUGUUUUGAUUAUGGAUUCUACCAACAUGAAUUUCACAAUAAACUGUGAAAGUAAUCCCGCACUUCAUAAGAAAUGCCAGGUGCUUUGGAUGGACAGUUGGUCUGAAAGCAGUAUGAAAAAGAUACCUGACAUGUUAUUUUCUGAAUCAGAUGAAAAAAUAGGAAAAACACCAAAAGAGCGCACAAAGAGGAAUUCAGGUGAUUCUGAAUUCUUAAAGUCAUUUCUGACGAUCCACGAGUCAUGUAAACAACAUGGAGCUACACCCAGAAGAUACAUGACUUUCCUGCAUAUGUAUCGUGCUAUUCACAACAGCAAAAGGACAGAGUUAAUAAAAAGGCAAAGUCAUUUGCAAGCUGGAGUGGCUAAACUGAAUGAAGCCAAAGCUCUUGUGGAUGAAUUAAACAGGAAAGCUGAAGAACAAAGUGUAUUGCUUAAAAUGAAGCAAGAUGAAGCUGAUGCUGCUCUUCAAGAAAUCACCGUUUCUAUGCAGAAUGCAAGUGAACAAAAAUCUGAAAUGGAAAAAAUAAAGCAGAAAAUUGCACAAGAAGUUGUAAAAAUUGAAGAAAGAAAAGGAAUAAUAGAGGAUGAGCUAAGGGAAGUUCAGCCACUUGUACAUGAAGCUAAAUUAGCUGUUGGAAAUAUCAAACCAGAAUCUUUGUCAGAAAUCCGCUCCUUACGUGUACCCCCUGACAUAAUUAGAGACAUACUGGAAGGGGUCUUACGGCUUAUGGGUAUUUUUGAUACAUCAUGGGUGAGCAUGAAGAGUUUCCUUGCCAAAAGAGGUGUCAGAGAAGACAUUGCAACUUUUGAUGCUCGAAAUAUUCCGAAAGAAAUUCGUGAGAGCGUAGAAGAACUUUUAGCUAAAAAUAAAGCAUCUUUUGAUCCAAAGAAUGCUAAGAGAGCCAGUGUUGCAGCUGCACCCUUAGCAGCAUGGGUGAAGGCAAAUGUUCAAUACUCCUACGUCCUGGAGCGAAUUCAGCCUCUGGAAACUGAACAAGCAGAUCUAGAAGCUAACCUCAGGAAAACAGAAGAAAGAAAACAAAAGCUGGAAGAUUUGGUUAAUUCUGUUGGUCAAAAGGUGGCUGAAUUAAAAGACAAGUUUCAGGCUAGAACAAGCGAGGCAGCUAAGCUUGAAACAGAAGUUGCUAAAGCACAAGAAACUGUGAAAGCUGCGGAAAUAUUGAUUAAACAGCUUGAUAGGGAGCAUAAGAGAUGGAAUGCACAGGUUUCAGAGAUAGCUGAUGAAUUAAGUACACUGCCAAGGAGAGCUCAGCUAUCUGCUGCUUUUAUUACUUACCUUUCUGCUGCUCCAGAAGAUCAAAGAAAAACAAGUUUGGAUUCAUGGACAAAAUCGGCUGGACUAGAAAAGUUUGAUCUUAGGCGGUUCCUAUGCACGGAAAGUGAGCAGUUGAUUUGGAAAGGUGAAGGUUUACCUUCUGAUGAUCUAUCAAUAGAAAAUGCUCUUGUGAUCUUGCAGAGUAAGGUUUGUCCAUUUUUGAUAGACCCUUCAUCCAGAGCUACAGAAUGGCUGAAGACACAUUUGAAAGAAUCACGUUUGGAAAUCAUCAACCAGCAGGAUGCCAACUUCAUUAAUGCUCUUGAACUGAGUGUGCGAUUUGGGAAAACCUUAAUUGUACAGGAAAUGGAUGGAGUAGAGCCUGUUCUUUAUCCAUUGCUCAGGAAGGAUCUUGUAGCACAAGGACCACGAUAUGUUGUGCAAAUAGGUGACAAAGUAAUAGACUACAAUGAAGAAUUCCGGCUAUUUCUGUCAACACGAAACCCAAAUCCUUACAUUCCACCUGAUGCAGCUUCUAUUGUUACGGAGGUUAACUUUACAAUAACACGAAGUGGCUUAAGAGGACAGCUUUUAGCUUUGACAAUCCAGCAUGAAAAGCCAGAUUUGGAAGAACAGAAAACAAAGCUAUUACAACAGGAAGAAGAUAAGAAGAUACAAUUGGCAAAACUUGAAGAAUCACUUCUGGAGACUCUUGCAACUUCUCAGGGAAACAUACUGGAAAAUAAGGAUUUGAUUGAAUCCUUAAAUCAGACUAAAGCAAGUAGUGCGCUCAUCCAGGAAUCACUUGCUGAGUUUCACAGACUUCAGAUUUCUCUUGAUCAGGAAAGGGAUGCCUAUCUCCCUCUGGCUGAAAGUGCCAGCAAGAUGUACUUUAUUAUUUCUGACUUGUCCAAAAUUAAUAACAUGUACCGUUUUAGUUUGGCUUCCUUCCUGAGACUUUUUCAAAGAGCUCUACAAAGUGAACUGGAUUUGGGAAAUACUGAGGAAAGAAUAAGAUCUCUUAUCAGCUCAUUAAAACACAUGGUAUAUGAAUAUGUCUGCCGCUGUCUGUUUAAGGCUGAUCAAAUAAUGUUUGCACUGCAUUUUGUGAAGGGAAUGCAUCCUGAACUUUUUCAAGAUAAUGAAUGGGACACAUUUACUGGCGUAAUUAUUGGUGACAUGUUAAGAAAAUCUGAUUCCCAGAAAAGCGUUAGAGACCAGAUACCUUCUUGGAUUGAACAGGAAAGAACCUGGGCAGUAGCAACACUGAAGAUCUCUCUCCCAAUUCUGUAUCAAACACUUUGCUUUCAAGAUGCACCACUGUGGCAGACAUUUUCACGGAGCUCAAUGUGUGAACAAGAUUUUCCCUCUAUUAUUGCAAACAGAAUCUCACUCUUUCAACAGGUUCUUGUGGUCCAAGCUGUCAGACCAGAUAGGCUGCAGAGUGCAAUGGCUCUUUUUGCAUGCAAAGCUCUAGGGAUUAAAGAGUUGUCCCCGCCACCGCUAAAUCUGAAACGACUCUACAAAGAAACACUUGAAAUUGAACCCAUAUUGAUCAUUAUUUCUCCUGGGGCCGAUCCUUCCCAGGAAUUACAAGAACUUGCAAGUGUUGAAAGAAGUGGAGAUUGCUACCACCAGGUUGCUAUGGGCCAGGGCCAAGCUGAUCUAGCUAUUCAGACUGUGAAAGAAUGUGCAAAGACUGGAGAAUGGCUUUGUUUGAAGAAUUUGCACCUUGUUGUGUCAUGGCUUCCCAUAUUGGAAAAAGAACUUAACAAUUUGCAACCUCAACCUGGGUUCCGUCUUUGGUUGACUGCUGAAGUCCAUCCCAAAUUUUCUCCCAUUUUGCUUCAGUCAAGUCUCAAGAUUACCUAUGAGGCACCUCCAGGUCUAAAAAAGAACUUAAUGCGCACAUAUGAAUCUUGGACGCCAGAGCAAAUUAGCAAAAAGGGUAACUUGUCUCGUGCCCAUGCUCUUUUUAGCUUGGCUUGGUUUCAUGCAGCAUGUCAAGAAAGAAGGAAUUAUAUCCCUCAGGGUUGGACUAAAUUCUAUGAAUUUUCUUUAUCUGAUCUUCGUGCAGGGUAUGACAUUAUUGAUAGACUUUUUGAUGGCGCCAAAGAUUUUCAGUGGGAAUUUGUGCAUGGCUUAUUGGAAAAUGCCAUUUAUGGAGGUCGUAUAGAUAAUUACUUUGAUAUGAGAGUCCUUCGAUCCUACCUAGAACAAUUUUUUAAUUCCAGAGUCAUUUCUGACUCAAAUUUCCGGGGUAAGAAGAUGAGCAGAUUUCCAUAUUCCAUCUCACUGCCCAGCUCCUGCAAUAUAUUGGAUUACCGUCAUGUUAUUGAAAGUCUUCCAGAAGAUGAUAAACCUGAUUUCUUUGGCCUACCUGCUAACAUUGCACGUUCCUCUCAACGGAUGAUCAGUUCUCAAGUAAUUUCACAGCUUCGGAUAUUAAGCAGGUCUGUAACAGCUGGCUGCAAAUUUGACAGAGAAAUCUGGUCCAAUGAACUUUCUCCAGUUCUCAAUUUAUGGAAGAAGCUUAAUCAGAAUUCCAACCUAAUUCAUCAGAAAGUGUCUCCUCCUUCUGAGCGCCAAGGGUCUCCAAUCCUUUCAUUCAUUAUUCUGGAACAGUUCAACGCAAUUCGCUUAGUUCAGAGCAUUCAUCAGUCUCUAGCGGCUCUUAGUAAAGUCAUCAGAGGAACCUCACUACUGAGUUCAGAAGUACAAAAACUAGCAAGUGCCUUAUUAAACCAGAAGUGCCCAUUAACGUGGCAGAGCAAAUGGGAAGGCCCAGAGGAUCCUUUACAAUAUCUCAGAGCUGUUGUAGCAAGAGCACAUGCUAUUCAGAAUUGGGUAGGUAAAGCAGAAAAGCAGACAUUGCUCUCUGAUACUCUAGACCUUGCAGAACUCUUCCACCCAGACACAUUUCUGAAUGCUUUACGACAAGAAACUGCAAGGGUAAUGACUUCUUCAGUAGACAGCCUAAAGUUUACAGCAUCUUGGAAGGGUCAGAUAAAAGAAGCAAAACUCCAAGUUCAGAUCAGUGGCCUUCAACUGGAAGGCUGUAGUUUUGAUGGAAAUCGACUUUCAGAAAACCAGCAUGACUCUCCCAGUGUGUCAUCAGUGCUCCCUUGUUACAUGGCCUGGAUACCACAGAAUGCUUACGGACCAUAUUCUCCUGAAGAAUGCAUUUCUUUGCCAGUUUACACCAGUGCAGAGAGGGACUGUGUGGUGACAAACAUUGAUGUUCCAUGUGGAGGCAACCAAGAUCGAUGGAUUCAAUGUGGAGCUGGUUUAUUUUUGAAAAACCAGUAAGAGGAAAUUAGGUUGCGAAUGUCCUUGCUGUUAAUCACUGAGCUCAGGUAUCUGCAGAGAUAAUUUAAAACCUGAAUAUGAGAAGUCCAUAGAUGAUAUAAAUACCUGUACUUAAGGGCUCCUAUGGAUUUCUGGAUCACAUUGGGCAUAAAAUGUAUUGGACACAAUUCACUAGAAGUUCUCUGUGCAAGCUAAACUGAAGUGAAUAGUUUGUGUUAUUGCAUAGCUCUAGUUAGUCACAAUGGAAUAUUAACUAUAAUAUUCAUUUUGCAUACCUGCUAUUAAACUGAAUAAAGUUUGCACACCCCUUAUGACUCCUGGAUACUUUCAACUGGCAUUACUCAUUUAUGACCAAAACUUUAUUUAUAUGCUUUACCAAAUGCCAUCCAACUGUCUUUUGUUAAAUGCCAUACAAAUUACUGUAUUUCCAGGUAUAUGCUAUCACAAUCUUUUAUUUAGGUUUUGGCUUUAAAUUUCUUGCAUCCUUUUUCUUCCUCCAUCUUAUAUAUUUUCCUCUUGCAAUGAUCUGUCAUAAAAGGACAGUUUUAGAACAGUGAGAUAAGCCACUGUAUCUAAACAUCAGAAAUAUUCUGUAUGUAAAAAUUGAAAAAAGGUUGUGUUAAAAUCUAUUUGCUGCACACAAAUGUAUUGACAUAUACUGAAUUAUAUUUAUUAUACAGUUCUUAUUAAAUUCAGGUUUUUAACUUUA